Messenger RNA from Penicillium roqueforti, 321 nucleotides. RefSeq names its product thioredoxin family protein. The transcript has 2 exons. NCBI's taxonomy places the organism in Eukaryota, Fungi, Ascomycota, Eurotiomycetes, Eurotiales, Aspergillaceae. The record is from RefSeq and is a predicted model, not a curated record. Gene Ontology annotation, molecular function: protein-disulfide reductase activity. The coding region runs from base 1 to 321 and encodes 106 amino acids.
AUGCCUGUCAUUGAAAUCACCAGCAGAGCCGAGUUCCUACAAAAGAUCCUCGGCUCACCAGACCCCGUCGUCCUCGACUGCUACGCCGAAUGGUGCUCACACUGCAAAGCCAUCGAACCGAAAAUUGAAGAAUUGAGCAACCUCUACACCCCAGUGAAAUUCUACCAGGUGGAUGUCGACAAAAUCGAGGAUGUUGGCCAGGAGCUAGGUGUGCGGGCUAAGCCGACAUUCAUGCUAUUUAAGGACGGAGAGAAGAUUACAGAGAUUGUUGGGGCUCAUUUGCCUGCUGUUGAGCAGGGCAUUAAAACUCAUCUCCUUUGA